AUGAGCAAAAACGACCCCGCUAAUAUACGCCUCUAUGAAGUGUUGUAACAUUGAAACCUGUGGAGAUCCCCGUUAGGGGCCCCUGACUGACUUACAUGCGCACCCCGAAAACGGGGAACCGGGUGCGUUGUGUUUUUGACUUGCUUGGGACACGAACAUGUUAGAAUAGUCUUUACUAGUUGUUGAAUUUGCUUCAUUGAAUGAGUUGUAUUGUUGUAUCUUGUAUAAUGGCCGAGCGAGAUUCUCGAAUGCCCGGCCCAUUGCUCCUAGACGCAAAUGCUGCUGAGAACUGGAGGAAAUUUUUCAUGCAAUUUGAGAUCUACCUUGUUGCGAAAGGUAAAGAUGAUGAAGCGGACAAACUGAAGGUAAAUAUGUUGUUACAUUGUGCUGGACCAGAAGCUAUCGAAGAGUACAGUCACUUUGUGUUUACCGAUGAAGAAGACAAAGAUUGCUAUCAAGAUGUUUGUCGCAAAUUCGAGGAAUUAUGCCAGGGUGCUAGAAAUGUAAUUUAUGAGCUACUGGUGUUUAAUCAGCGAAACCAGAAGGAAGGUGAGAGGAUUGACAAUUUCGUCGUGAACUGAAAAGACAGUUGUUAACUUAUGAAUUUGGCGACCUUCGAGAUUCGCUCAUUCGUGAUCGUAUUGUGGGAGGAGUUUUGUCAGACGAAUUGUGAGGUGAACUGCUGAAGAAACCAGAUUUAACGCUGAAAAAACUGUUCAUGAUUAUUGCCGUACAUUCGAGGCAGCCGAACUACAGAAAUACAAGUUUAAUACACCAACAGUUGCGGGUUCCGAACGUUCACUUCACCCUCUCGGGAAAGUUAAGGCUCAAGAAAAGACACCCGCUCGUAACUGUAAAUUUUGUGGCUAGAAGCACCCAUUUACUCAGCCACCUCGCUGCCCAGCUCUUGGAAAGAAAUGCAACAAGUGUAAGAAGGAAGGACACUUUGCACAAGUGUGCAAAGAAUUAAGUGCUGAAGGAUCACAACUUGCAGCUGUGGAACAUGAGCCUCCAAUGAAUCACGAUGUGCACACAUAUUUUGGAUCUGUUGAGCUGGAUAGUGUCUCCGGCACUCGAAAGAAAUCUAGGAGCUUGAUUACUGUCAAAAUUGCUGGGAAAGAUGUACAGAUCAAACCAGAUACUGGUGCAGAAGCCACGGUUAUUCCCUAUGAGCUGUACAAGGAAAUCACAAACAAACCUCUUCAGAAAAUUCAGCAACCUUUGAAGGGGUGGUUUGCGCAUCCAAAGGGCUCUGUGAGGCUGCCGACUCGAUAUGGGAAUCGUGAACUUAACCUGUUGUAUCUUGUUGUUGAUGGAAAUUUUGCGCCAUUGCUGGUGAUGUUGUGAUGCUUGUUUCGACUUAGAAGUCCUUGAGUUUAUGAACCUUGAACCCAGAUAACUACUCCAGAGUCAAGACAACCAGAGCAAGAAAUGCCAAGUUUCUUUCAAACCGAUCCUGUCUUGCAGGACUAUAAAGAUUGUGUUAGUGAUAAACCUGGCAAGCUACAUAACAAAGUACAUUUAGAAGUUGAUCCGUCAGUUCCUCCAGUGGUACAUCCUCCAAGAAAAAUUCCAAUUGCACCUCUUGAACCAGCACGAGAGAAGCUCACAGAGAUGGAAGAAGAUGGGAUUACUGUUAAAGAAGAGGAGCACACCCCUUGGGUUUCAUUUAUGCUAAUGAUUGACAAACGAAAAGUGAAAGAUAUAACACCCCACUCUCGAAGAAUGAUGUUGGAAUUUGUAUUGACCCAAGGGACCUAAACAAAGCUCUUAAGAGACCACACUAUUCAAUAGUUACCGUAGAGGCCGUUGCCAACCGAUUAUCGGGUGCAAAGAGUUUCAUGUCCCUUGAUGCUUGCAGUGGAUACUGGCAGCUAUCAGUGGAUGAUGACAGCUCUAAGUUCUUAACAUUCAAUACCCCCUGGGGUCGAUAUCGAUUUACAAUGCUCCCUUUUGGCAUCUCUUCUGCCCCUGAAAUCUACCAAAGGGAGGUGGACAAAAUCUUUGAAGGGGUUCCUGUAGAGAUUAUAGUGGAUGAUUACCUGAUUCAUGGUAAAGAUCAAACCGACUCUGAUCAGAAGUUGAGAAGAGUACUGGAUAGAAGCAGAGAAGUAGGAUUGAGGUUCAAUCCAAAGAAAGUGAAACUUCGUGUUCCUGAAGUAAGCUAUGUUGGACAUGUGUUCACGGCCGAAGGAUUGAAACCUGACCCUGAUAAAAUCCGCGCGAUCAGUGAGACACCUCCUCCUUCUGACAAAGACGGUGUACUUUGAAGACUAGGAACUGUCAGUAGCCUAGACAAGUUCAUUGAACAUAAAGCCAAUCUACAAGAGCCAAUUUCACAGCUUACCCAGAAAGAUGUUGCAUUUGUGUGGGAGAAACUACAACAAGAGGCUUUUGAUAAGUUAAAGUCUGUCAUCACUAGUGCGCCGGUGUUAGCAUACUUUGAUAACAGCAAAAAGAAACGGUGCUAAGCGUUGAUGCCAGUAGCACAGGCCUUGGUGCAGUGAUCACGCAGGAGGGCAAACCAGUUGCCUUCAGCUCAAAGACAUUGACAACCCCAGAGAAGAUGUAUGCAAAUAUUGAAAGAGAGCUGUUAGCGAUUGUAUGGGGAACGCAGAAGUUUCACACAUGUGUGUACGUGCACAGAGUUAUUGUUGAGACAGACCACAAACCGCUAGAGUCAGUCUUUCGGAAACCAAUGAAUGAGGUCCCUCCCAGGCUGAAGAGGAUGUUGCUGAAUCUCACUAAGUAUGACCUUGUGGUACGUUAUGUCCCCAGAAAACAGCAGGUCAUUUCAGACUGCCUUAACAGCGCACCUCUCAGUGAAACUGAACCGUUCAGUCAACCCGAAGAUGAAAUCGGAGUUAAUCUUGUUGAGGAACUUGAAUUAGAAAGUAGCACCCUGAAGAGAUUCAAGGACAGUGGUGAUGGAGGACGUUUUGAAAGGAUGGCCCUCUGAGAAAGAACAAGUUGGUGAACUUGCCCGGAAAUAUUGGAAUUUCAGAGAAGGGCUGAGUGUGGAGGAUGGCAUGUUAUUUAAAUCAGACAGAAUUGUACUGCCAAGACCAUUGAGAGCUGAAGUGUUAGAUGAAAUUCAUGGAGCUCACAUGGGAGAGAGCAAAAGCCUUUCCUUUGCGAGGGAUUAUGUUUUCUGGCCUUCCAUGACUGCCCAAAUUAAAAACAAAGUCGUUCCUGUACCGUGUGUAAUGCGUUCCGCAACCGACAACAGGGAGAGACAUUACAUCCUCAUGACAUUCCAGGAUUACCUUGGCAAGUUGUUGGGAAUGACCUGUUUGAAUAUGGUGGCCAAACGUACCUGUUAGUCGCUGACUUCUAUUCGAAGUUCUUUGAAAUAGAACUGCUUCGCAAGAACACUGCCAUUUGUGUAUCAACAACUUCAAGAAAAUAUUUGAGAGGUUUGGAAUCCCAGAGAAAGUUGUCAGCGACAACGGACCGCAGUACAGCAACACCAGAAAUUUGUUCAGCAACAACCAUGAGUAAGAAGAAAUUCGCCGAGGACUGGGGAUUUUCCCAUACAACUAGCUCACCAGAGUAUUCUCAAUCAAGUGGCGCAGCGGAAAGAGCUGUACAGACCGCAAGACGCAUUCUUGAGAGGGCUGCCGCAGAGACCCAUUUGAGGGACUGUUAAAGUAUCGCAACACCCCAUUCGAAGAUAUCUGUGUGUCACCUGCCCAGCUGCUGAUGAGUCGACGCACUCAAACAAUGAUUCCAACUAAUCGACGUCUCUUGUUGCCUCAGCCAGUGGAUCGUGCGUCACGUUCUGAAAACACUUCAUCAGCGACAGCAUAAUGCCAAGUCUAAUUAUGACAAGCAGAGUAGAGAUUUGCCUUCACUGGAAGUUGGGGGCAAGCUGCGGUUUCGUCCAAAUGGUGAGAGGGAAUGGCGCAAAGCUGAAAUAAUGCCAAGAUCAUACAUGCUGGAAGAUGAAUAUGGACGUGCUUAAAGGAGAAUUAGAAGACAGAUCCUCUCUGUUCCAAAUGAUUCUCCCAUGACCCCAAAGUCAAGGGCUCCUCUCAUAAGUACCCAGCCUCGUGACUCCCCGGCGAGAACAAGACAGCCACUUGUAUUUGAGAAGCCAGCGCCAAGUCCAGUAACAGUAGAGAGACAGACAGAAACAAUUUCACAGACUGCCAUUUUACAACCAGAUCUGGGCGUAAAGUUGGGAGGCUGCAAAGACUCAUUGAAUUUUGUUAGGGGGGAGAUGUUGUAACAUUGAGACCUGUGGGGAUCCCCCUUAGGGGCCCCUGACUGACUUACAUGCGCACCCCGAAAACGGGGAACCGGGUGCGUUGUGUUUUUGAGUUGCUUGGGACACGAACAUAUUAGAGUAGUCUUUACUAGUUGUUGAAUUUAGCUUCAUUGAAUGAACUUAUAACAUGAGGCAUUUUACAUUAGAAAGUGCAAGCCUACACUCAAUUCCCGAGAGGAAUGUACUGAAUUCGCAGACCUUCUAUUUUAGUAUUUUAUUUUAGAGACCAUUCUUAAGCGCCUUUAGAGGUCCUUUGUCUGGAGACACUCCCACAGGGUGAAAUAAGGUGUUUCCGCAAUUCGGAAAUGUUGCGGAAACCUGAUGGUUCAAAAUUCCUUCACGUUUCCGCAGGACGGAUACGACGGGAAACGUGUAAGCUGAAAAUGGGGGCAUUGUUUCGUGUUUCCGCAGCGCUUCUGUUGACUUAAACGUGCCAGCGCGUUUCCAUUGCGUUUCCGCAAGCGGUUUUGUACUGAAAUUUGCUGGUUUUCAUGAUCAAUCCCUGGUUUCUCAUAUUAUAAAAUUUGUUUUAACUGUACUGAUUACGCUUCAGGCAAGAUGAGGAAUCAUUACGUUAAACUACACGUCGUAAAUACUGGAAAAGUGAUAGAUGAUUUCCUCUGUCUUUCUUUUCUAAGAGAUUCAAAGAUGUGUUAUUAAAAUUAUUAACGCUCCAAACAUUGAAGCGUAAUUUGAAACAAUUUAGAAACAGCAAAAUAAAUUAUAAAUGAUUUUUUAACACGCUUGCACGCAUUUUGCCUCGCUCUGGAGGCGUGAGGAUUAUGAGCAUGCGUGCCUCGCUUUCACGUUGAAUUUUGAAUCGCGCGCCCUUUUGAACAUUCUUCGCUGUCGGUUCGCCUUCCAUUUUGGUAGUUUGUACAUGCAGGGCCGUUUUUUUGUGAAGAUGAGCGAGGAGAGUGUGAUAGAUUGCGGAGAUAGACUGCAGGGAGGAAUAAUAGUUCGAAAAACUAUUUAAAUGAAACGCCAAAUCCCAUGGAAGCGGUGACGAAGGAGUUCAGUGUUCACUCUUGGACCUCUUGGCGACUCGAAUGCACACUGAGUGUUUCAACAAUCAUUGAGAAGAAAGAACGCCUAUUUUAAACCGUGGAUCCUUGUUGUUACAAUUCCGUCUGCGGAUAUUCAAGUUUCCGUGAGGUAACCGUUACAAAAACGGAAACGGAAACACCUUUUUUCAACCUGUGUCCAUCAUUAGAGCUUUGUACUCUAUUGACAGUUUAUUUCUAUAGCUUUCAUACAUACGUCACAUCUUUAACACAUUUCACCCUGCACUUUCUUUGCAUAUAUAUAGCGCGCGGAAUAUUUUCUCUUCCCUGAUGAUGCCGUUGAUCGGCGAAAGCUUGGAUUUUAGUUUUUGCUUUUUAAACAGCAGUUUAAGGCCUCACAACAGCAAGUGGUAA
Molecule: messenger RNA, 5688 nt
Organism: Porites lobata
Lineage: Eukaryota; Metazoa; Cnidaria; Anthozoa; Scleractinia; Poritidae
Source: the annotation of a GenBank genome assembly